CCCUUCUUCUCCUUCUUCUCUCUCCUCCUUCCUCUCCAUCGCAAUUGUUUCUCUUCUCUUCUCCCCAUCUCCCCAUCCUUCUUCCAGAUAGAUCUACCUUUAGUCUAUCCUUCACAGUCAAGAUGUUCGCUGCUCGUCAGUCCCUCAACCUCCUCCAGAAGCGUAGCUUCUCCGCUUCUGCCAGCCAGGCUUCCAAGGUUGCCGUUCUCGGUGCCGCCGGUGGCAUUGGCCAGCCCCUGUCCCUGCUCAUGAAGCUCAACCCCCUUGUCACUGACCUCGCCCUCUACGACAUCCGCGGUGGACCUGGUGUUGCUGCCGAUGUCAGCCACGUCAACACCAACAGCACCGUUAAGGGCUACGAGCCUACCCCCUCUGGCCUCCGCGAUGCUCUCAAGGGCUCCGAGGUUGUCCUCAUCCCUGCCGGUGUUCCCCGCAAGCCCGGCAUGACCCGUGAUGACCUUUUCAACACCAACGCCUCCAUUGUCCGCGACCUCGCCAAGGCCGCCGCUGAGGCUGCUCCCGAGGCUAACAUCCUCGUCAUCUCCAACCCCGUCAACUCUACCGUCCCCAUCGUUGCCGAGGUCUACAAGUCCAAGGGUGUCUACAACCCCAAGCGCCUCUUCGGUGUCACCACCCUGGACGUUGUCCGUGCCUCCCGCUUCAUCUCCCAGGUCAAGGGCACCAGCCCCGCCAACGAGAACGUCACCGUCAUCGGUGGCCACUCCGGUGUGACCAUCGUUCCCCUCCUCUCCCAGUCCAACCACCCCGACAUCUCCGGCACCGUCCGUGACGAGCUGGUCAACCGCAUCCAGUUCGGUGGUGACGAGGUCGUCAAGGCCAAGGACGGUGCUGGUUCCGCCACCCUCUCCAUGGCCAUGGCCGGUGCUCGCUUCGCCGACUCCCUCCUCAAGGCCGCCAACGGCGAGAAGGGCAUCGUCGAGCCCACCUUCGUUGAGAGCCCUCUCUUCAAGGACCAGGGUGUUGACUUCUUCGCCUCCAAGGUCGAGCUCGGCCCCAACGGUGUUGAGAAGAUCCACGAGGUUGGCCCCGUCAACGAGUACGAGCAGGGUCUCAUCCAGACUGCCCUCGGUGACCUCAAGAAGAACAUCCAGAAGGGUGUUGACUUCGUCAAGGCCAACCCUUAAAUGGUUUUUGGACUUUCUUGAAGAAGGAACAAAAUUGCAAUACCUCUCUGCAGCCGCUUUCCUCCCUGUAUAACAGUCUUGUGAUAAUCCAUACCCACUUCCCGCCCCCUAUGCACAUCCCCUUCUCGCAUGUGGCUUUUAUAUCGGAGGAAAUGUAGCUGCGGAAACUCGCAUAGCAAUGAGUUUUUGAAGAGCCUGGGUUUGCCAGGGGAGAUGGACAUGAACGUGUAUUUCCUAUAAAUAAGAAAAUCUAAUGAUUCAAU
Messenger RNA from Aspergillus costaricaensis CBS 115574, 1408 nucleotides. Its product is annotated as malate dehydrogenase. The transcript is spliced from 5 exons. Gene Ontology annotation, biological process: tricarboxylic acid cycle; malate metabolic process. Gene Ontology annotation, molecular function: L-malate dehydrogenase (NAD+) activity. Gene Ontology annotation, cellular component: cytoplasm; mitochondrion. Lineage: Eukaryota; Fungi; Ascomycota; Eurotiomycetes; Eurotiales; Aspergillaceae. Bases 123 to 1145 code for a protein of 340 amino acids. The record is from RefSeq and is a predicted model, not a curated record.